Messenger RNA from Quercus lobata, 1880 nucleotides. RefSeq names its product adenine DNA glycosylase-like. Gene Ontology annotation, cellular component: nucleus. Gene Ontology annotation, biological process: mismatch repair; base-excision repair. The coding region runs from base 101 to 1669 and encodes 522 amino acids. The record is from RefSeq and is a predicted model, not a curated record. Lineage: Eukaryota; Viridiplantae; Streptophyta; Magnoliopsida; Fagales; Fagaceae. The transcript has 7 exons. Gene Ontology annotation, molecular function: purine-specific mismatch base pair DNA N-glycosylase activity; adenine/guanine mispair binding; 8-oxo-7,8-dihydroguanine DNA N-glycosylase activity.
AUGAGGAAUUGUUGCGGGGUGUGGGCUUUAACAAUUCGAGGGGCUCAGUCCACCUUGGCCCGCAUUGUGGUGUCCUCCUUCGCCGAGAAGUUGGUCUUUAAUGCGUCGAUUUGAAUUUGCAAAGGUUGCCUCUCCUAGUCCUAGCGCUUCAGCUUCAAAGGAAAGUGGGUUUUGCCUUUGCUUCUCAACCAUGGAAGGAAACAAGAAGCAGAAACAAAAGAAGACUGAUAAUGGUAAAGUAGUUGUUGAAAGGCCACGACGUUCAGUCAGGCUACAAGCAAAGACACCAACACAGAAACAAAAAGCAAAGGAAGAAGAAGAAGAUAUAGAAGAUAUUGUUAAGUGGGGUUUCAGCGGAGACGAAACACAGAAGAUUAGAGAAUCUUUGUUGGAGUGGUAUGACCAGAACAAGAGGGACCUCCCAUGGCGGUAUACAAAUACAGCAGAAUCAGAAGAAGAAGAGACAAAAAGGGCUUAUGGGGUUUGGGUUUCGGAAGUAAUGCUUCAGCAAACAAGAGUUCAGACUGUCAUUCAAUACUACAACCGUUGGAUGGAGAAAUGGCCCACCCUUCAACACCUAUCUCUAGCUUCUCUUGAGGAGGUCAAUGAAAUGUGGGCUGGUUUGGGAUACUACCGCCGAGCACGUUUUUUGCUUGAGGGAGCUAGGAUGAUUGUUGCAAAAGGAAGUGGAUUUCCUAAAACAGUUUCUGCACUGAAAAAGAUUCAAGGAAUUGGAGACUAUACUGCUGGAGCUAUUGCUUCAAUAGCAUUUAAGGAGGUGGUACCUGUGGUUGAUGGGAAUGUGAUACGGGUGAUUGCUAGACUAAGGGCUAUUUCUGCAAAUCCAAAAGACUCCGUUACUGUCAAGAAAUUAUGGAAACUAGCAGCUCAGCUAGUUGAUCCCACCCGACCUGGAGACUUCAAUCAGGCUCUCAUGGAGCUUGGUGCGACUGUAUGCACUUCACUGAACCCAAGCUGCUCUUCAUGUCCUGCAUCUGGACACUGUCGUGCACUCUCAAUCUUUAGAAAUGAUAGCUUGGUAUUGGUUACAGAUUUCCCACUUAAGGGGGUAAGGGUCAAACAGAGACAAGAUUUUUCUGCUGUAUGUGUUGUGGAGUUACUGGGAGGUCAGAGAACAUCAGAAGGAAGCCAAAUUGACAGUAGAGAGGUACUGGGAGGUCUGGAAAAAUUAGAGGGAAGACAAACUAACAAUAGAUUUCUUCUUGUAAAAAGGCCUGAUGAUGGUUUGCUUGCUGGCCUCUGGGAAUUCCCGUCUGUCUUGCUGGAUGGAGAAGCUGAUUUGGCCACUAGGAGAGAAGUAAUUGAUCACUUUUUGAAAAACAAUUUCGGACUUGAUACCAAACAGACCUGCGACAUAGCUUUCAGGAAAAAUGUUGGAGAGUUUGUCCAUAUUUUCUCUCACAUUCGUCUAAAAAUAUAUGUGGAACUGUUGGUAUUACAUCUAAAAGGUGGGGGGAAUCACUUGUCUGGGAUACAAGACAAAGAAACUAUGACUUGGAAGUAUGUGGAUGGCGAGGCCCUUUCGAGCAUGGGAUUGACAUCUUCUGUGAGAAAGGUAUACACUAUGGUUCAGAAACUUAAGCAGGAAAAGUUGUCCUUUAGUUUUACCCCAUCAAAAAAGAGAAGUAGAACAACUCGGAAAAAAUAAUAAAUCCCUGAACUGAGCCUUUGCAUUAACUCAAGAAAAACUUUUAAGAUUGUUGUUUUUGCAUUUAUCUUCCAAAAAUGUGCGCAUUGGCCAUGCAACGCUGCAGAUUCUGUGACAGCUGGUCCUUCUAGCUUUUGUAUUUCCUCUUUAUAUUUUUUCAUUUCAAAACAGGAUAUGCAGGUUGAGGAAUGAAGUUACUAUUCCUUUAUCA